AUUUGGCAUUUUCUUUCUCUGGCAGUGUCAGAAUCCAGAAGCAGUCCACUGCACACUUGUGAACAUGUAUCUGUAGACCUGGACACGACUACAUCAACAAGGUGCUGUGAGAUCACUGCUUGUGUCUUUCUUCAUUAAAGAGUGGGACGGGACAGAGGCGUCUGAACACCACUUCUCCUCCUGCUGGUGUUUCUGACUCCUCCUGAGGUUGUGUGUACCAUGAAGAAGGUCCAUGGCUUGUCCUGAGCUGCUCCACUGACAGGGAAUGGAGAGCAGGUUUAUCACAGCAUCACGAUGUGUCCGAUGAAACAACAACAGGAACACAGUCUAUCGCCAUGGAGAGUCCAGCAGAGGAGACGCUACAAAACACAUCAGAGAUCGUCGGGCCCCAACGUUCCCUUAAGAACAUUCAAAGAUUCAGAUGUUUUCCAUCGCAAAUCUUCCGCCCAACAGGGACUUGUAAAGCACAUAGAAUUACAUCAGAGAGAAAGAGAGGAGGAGGAGAGGGAGGAAAAUUCUUCAAGUAUGAGAAAACUUUACAGCUCUCCUCCCCUCGGCUUCUCUUUUUCCCCUGCUCUCUCCUCUGUCCAUCCCCCGCCCUUCCUCUCCUGCUGGUCAGUCAGUCACACUCAGAGGAAGUCUGCAGACCACAGCAGAGGGAGAGAGUCCCUGCCGUACAGAGGGAAAGUGUCCGCUGAAUGUCCUCAGCUCUCUGGAUCUGACUGAAGUGACAGCAGCUGACAGAGAUCUCUUUCACCUCCACUCCAAGAGCUACAGAUUAACAAACUGCUUCAGAACAGUCCGGAACCUUUCCUCUAAUUCACCCUUAGGGAGGUUUUCCUGACCCCAGCCAUGUUUUCCUUCAUCCCCUCCCUCCUCCUCCUCCUCCUCCUCCCCCGGGCUGCUCCCACCCUCCUGACCCCAUCGCCCCCUCGUGAGCUAGAGGUCAGAGGUCAAUGGAUUCCGAGGGACAACAAGCAGGACUCCUUCAAGGUGGUGAUCUCCGAGGGCUGCGUCACUCAGGGAGAUUCAUCUGAUGCCAGCGAGGGAGGUAAAGAAAUAGACCUGACUGCUGGUUCCUCUCUGGUUCUGACCCAUAAGAUCAAACUGAUUCCGUCCGGUUUUGGGUCGGGAUCUGGGUCUUGUGGUUGUGAGGCGGACUUUGCUGCCCUGCGAGAGCGUCUGGAGAGGCUGGAGAGGGAGGUGUCGUCCCUCAGGGAGAAGUGUGGAGGACCUGAGGGGGGCUGCUGCACCUCCAAAGAGAGCAAAGGUGCAGGCUGCUCCAUUAAAACGGAAACGGACGAGUGUCCCAACGAGUGCAGUGAUCAGGGUCGCUGUGUGGACGGGAAGUGUGUCUGCUUCCCUGGCUUCAGCGGACCGGACUGCAGCGAGUCCGACUGUCCUGGAAACUGCAACGACAAAGGCCGGUGCAUCAACGGACAGUGUGUGUGCGACCCUGGCUUCACCGGCCCCGACUGCUCUGAGAACGCCUGUCCGGGCAACUGCAACAACCAGGGCCAGUGUGUGAACGGCAAGUGUGUGUGCAGUGAAGGCUUCUCCGGUCCCAGCUGCUCAGACCAAUCCUGUCCCGGAAACUGCAACAACAAGGGCCGCUGCGUCAAUGGACAGUGUCUGUGCAACCCUGGGUUUACCGGCCCGGACUGCUCCCAGAGGGCUUGUCCGGACAACUGCAGUGACCGAGGUCGGUGUGUGAACGGUAAAUGUGUGUGUGACAGCGGGUUCACCGGUGCGGACUGCUCUGAGAACUCAUGCCCAGGAAACUGCAACAACAAGGGGCGCUGCAUGAACGGACAGUGUGUGUGUAACCCCGGGUUCACCGGACCAGAUUGUUCCAAAAGAUCAUGUCCUGAUAACUGCAACAACCGUGGGAGGUGUGUGAACGGUCAAUGUGAGUGCGAAAGCGGAUUCACCGGUCCCAGCUGCUCGGACGAGUCCUGUCCUGGAAACUGCAACAAUAGGGGGCGCUGUGUCAACGGAGAGUGCGUCUGCGAUGAAGGAUUUGGCGGCCCGGACUGCCUCGAAAUAACUUGCCCGAACGACUGCACCGAUCGCGGCAAGUGCGUGGACGGAAGGUGUGAGUGCGAAAGCGGUUUCACCGGAGAAGACUGCUCGCAGGUGUCCUGCCCAGGAAACUGCAACAGUAGGGGGCGCUGCGUUAACGGACAGUGCGUCUGCGAUGACGGUUUCACCGGAUCGGACUGCUCUGAAAAAGCUUGUCCCAAUAACUGCAGCAACCGCGGGAAGUGCGUCAACGGGAAGUGUGUCUGCGAGGUGGGCUUCGCCGGGCAGGACUGCGGCGCCAAAGGUUGCCCUGGUAACUGCAACAGCAAGGGGCGCUGCGUCAAAGGGAGGUGUGUCUGCCGCCGAGGGUUCAAAGGGCCGGACUGCAGCCAGUGUGAAGACGGCAUGACUGGACCCAACUGUGAUACCGCCAUGUCGGGGGUCUCUCAGCUGAGCACCAGGGACAUCUCAGAGACAGAUGUCACUCUGUUCUGGAACCCCCCCCACGUCCAGUAUGACACCUACCACCUGACCUUCAGCAGCCAGAAGGAGAGUGAGCAGCAGAUCAGUGUGCAGGUGGGGGGCAGCCUGACCUCCUUCACCCAGACGGGCCUGGCAGCCGGUCAGGAGUACACCGUCAGCAUAAGCGGAGAGAUGGAGGGCAGGAGGGGGGCCGAAAGGACGGCGCAGUUCAUGACCCUCAUCUCCGGUCCUACUAAUCUCAGAGUCGUCAAAACAACCUCCACUACUGCAGUGGUCCAAUGGGAGCAUUCGCAGGGUGAGAUUGACAGGUACCGUUUGACCGUCACGCCCAGCGAUGGAGAAGGAAGGAGUGAAGAGUUGACCAUCCCACCUGGUCAAGACUCCGCCCACAUUGAGCAGCUGGAGGCGGGGCGUUUGUAUGACAUCAUACUCGAAGCUGAGAAGGGCACGAGUCGGAGCAAACCAGCAACCACUCAGGUCACCCCGGGGAAGACAUUACCAAGGGUUUCCAUGGCAGCUUUGACCAUGCGAGUUACACAAGCACCUGGACAAGAUGUUGGAGACGGUCACCAUGAGGUCAACCCUUUGCCUGAGGUUAAAGCCUUUGACCAACAGAAGAGCAGAGAGGAUGGAAGUGAGGCUGACUCUUUAAUAGACAGAGCUUUUGACGGGCCUAACAGCGACCAUACAACCUCUGUGACUGCAAGAACUAAACCUCUGCUCAACAGGAAGAAGGCAAUAAAUGGCACCAGACCAUUAUUGUACAGAAGGCCAAAUGUCUCAGGCCCUUUCCGUUUCAACACAACCAGAUUUGUGCCUGGAUGGAGAAAGGAUCCUUUGAAAAAAAAACUUGUUGGUCGGAAGAUGAAAGCACCAAUAGUACCCACAAAACCUAAACCAGAUGUCUCCACUAUAGGAGAAAGGACAGAGGCAGAGCUGAGUGUAGAGGCAUCAAGCACUGAGAGGAAGGAUGACAAGUAUCCAGCUAUGAUGUCUGGGAGUAAUUCACAUACAAACAGACAAAGUAGCUCCGAGGAACCAACUGCUGCCGUCGGCUCCAAAGAGCAACCAGAUGUUGGCAUGGCUGGCAAAGGAACUGACACUGCGUUAGUGUCUCCAGAGCCAACUGGGAUUGUUCAAAGCCAAGAGAAGAAAUGUCAGAACAAAGUUAAGGUGACACACAUUAGAUUACCCCAUCGGGGCAAAGGCAGCCAGUUUAGAGAGGAUGGAACAAUGCUGGAAGGAAAGACAGCGGUUUCAGAUCAAAGUUCCUUUGAAACAGACAGAAAGUCUGCAGAGACAAACAUUGCUUAUUCACAAGAUCCUUUAAAUAAACUUCUGACUGAUACUUUUGAUAGUUUGAAUAUCACAACGUUUUCUGUUCACCUGUCCAAAUCACCAGACCUCUCUGCUAAUGCAGAAUCAGUGAGGAAGCAGAUUAUAAGUGGACUGAAGCCAUUGUUGUCAUCAUCACAUUCAUCAAACUCACAAUCAUCGUCAAAUGCAUCACAAUUGUUACAUUCUUUGACCUCUAAAUCAUUAUCACGAUCUUCAUCAUCAUCAUCAUUAGAUCAGUCGUCAGCUGCACCGUCAUCAUUUCCAUCAUCACCAUCAUCCCGAUCCUCUUUAGCUCCAUCUUCCUCAACAGCAGCACCAUCAUCAUCAUCACUAACAUUGUUAAUCUCAUCUUCACCCUCUUCCUUACCUUUACCAUCUCCAUCACAACCAUCAUUAUCGCUUCCUCCUUCAUCGUCCUCCCUUUCCAGCUCAGAUACAGGUUCAGUUGGAAGCAAAGAACGAGAUGUUGAUUACAGAAGAAUUGUUGCUGACGUUACAUCCCCUGAAGACAGAAAACCAUCACCUUCAGGAAAAGGUGUCGUACGUCGCCGACACCCAAAGUUUGGAUUGCUACAGAACAAAACCCGCCCAAUUAUGAGAAUUCCUCCCCGUUCCCUUCCUCAUUUGAACCUCAUACCUAGGAGAGAGACAGAAACCAGACAUGAAUCAACAAGUGAAAUAUCAUCGUCACCCUCUUCAUCUCCUUCAGGGGAACCGUCCUCAUUUGAGGAAACUGCACCAGUGAGAGAUACCAGUGGAGACAAAAAUGGAUCAAAUACACAUGCAUCCUAUGGAGACGAACAAAACCAGAAAAAGGUGCCAACAGAAAGAGAACAAAUCCCACUUCGCCGUAUUCCUCCAAAGGGGGGAUACAUGCGACGUCCAAACUUUGGAUCUCUACAGAACCGGACUCGUCCAAAUUCGAGGCGGCUGCCUCCCUCCUCUCGACCUUUAAAGCCUGCACCAGAAACCAGGAGAGAGCAGGUGUCCUCCACUAGAUUCCAAGCCACUCCAUCACCUCUUGUUUCCAAAGCAUCAUAUCCAGCUGAAGGUACAGGGCCAGUUGAAGAGGACAUUGAACAAAAAGGUCUGACAAUUAUUUCCCAUGAGUUCAAUCAGACCCUCAGAAGAAGCGGACUGCCUUCCUCCCAUCGCCAACCCACCAAAAUUGGUCACUUACGUCAGCCACAACUGAAUGGUGGACGUUUCCAAAACAUAAACCGCACAAACCUGAGACCACUCCAAAAUCCACAUAGAGGUUCCAUGUCUAAGCCUUUCCCAAACAGGAAGAUAAAUGGACGCGUAACUGUUGGAGGUCAAAUUAGACCAUUAGGAGAAAAAGAUACUGAAGGGUCAAAUCAAGGCACACACAUUGAUGGCCAUGACACAACCGUCAGAACACAGAUCAAGAAAUUAAAAGGGGGUGAAAAUGCUCCAAUCCAAACAACCAUAUUUAGGGAAGAAGAAACAAGCCCCCCAGAUUCAAAUUCUGACACUGGUGCAAAUAAAGAGAGAGUCAAUACUGGCAUAAAUAUUAACGAUACAAGUGGAGGAAAACCAACAAUCACACAAACUUCCUCUGAUUCACGACAUGGAGCCCCAGAACCAGGCGCACUGCCAAAGGGACAGCCACCAACAAGGAGAAUGAUAGCACAGCAUCACACCCCGAUAACACACUACAACAGUGGAAGAAUAAGGAAAAAGGACAAAAUAAAUAAUUCUGGGAAAAUGUUGUUCAACAGUCAACCUGACCAGACACGAAGUGUUGAUCCUAGACAAUCGAUGGAAUCAGAUGGUUCUUCUUCUGGAGUUGUGAGGGAACCUCUGGACUAUGUGGGAGUGACGAACCAGACUUCAAGUGGAUUUUCGCUCAUAUGGGACUCCCCAGAAGAGAAGUACAACAACUUUGUUGUGACAAGUAAAGAUGUUGGUAAGGAUGAAGCGCCAAAGCCGAAGAGCACUAACAAGGAUUCGGAAGACGACUCGGAGAAAGAGUUUGACAAUAAAGAGGAAGAAGCAAAGUAUGAACAAACUAAUAUAUCAGAAUCAGAAAAUGGAAGAAGUAAAGAUGGAAAUAGAGUGCCUGAAAGUGAUUCUACACUAGAUCCACAGAACAGAAGCAGCACAGGAUCCAAGCCUGUUACAGGAAGUAUCACCUCCUUCAAAAAAGUUCUUCCUGGUUCAUCUCGCUUCUUUCAGUUUGAGGAUCUGCCUCCUCAGACCGAGUACACAGUGACCUUGCUUGGAAAGGGUCCCGGCCUUCUGUCCAGACUGCACAAGCUUGUCAUCAGCACAGGCCCGGAGCCUCCGAAAGACCUCGUCUUCAGUGAGGUGACAGAUAACUCUCUGACGGUGUCCUGGACCAAACCCAAGAGUCCCAUCAGUGGAUUCAAGGUCACCUACACCAGCAUAAAGGACGGUGAGCCGAUGUCAGUGUCCAUCGACAGAGGUAACUCCACCCUCGGCCUAUCACAGCUCUCCCCUGGUUCUUCUUACGAGGUCAGCGUGGUCUCCAUCCUCGGGCUGGACGAGAGCGACCCCAUCGCAGACUUUUUCAUGACAUUGCCUGACCCGCCUACAGACCUCCGGGCCGUGAACGUCACCAACACCAAGGCCUUGUUGCUGUGGCAACCAGCGUUGGCUGCUGUGGAUAAAUACGCCAUUGUUUACGGCUCUGGGACAGACUCAGAGCUGAGGGUCACGCUGUCUGGGAACGCAGCGGAGCAGCAGCUCAGCGGCCUGCAGGGCUCCACCACCUACACCAUCACCAUCAGCAGCCAGCUGGGCAGCAAGGAGAGCUCAGAGGCCUCCACCAGCUUCACCACCACCUCAGGCUCUGGAGGUGAUGGAGACGGGUUUGGCGAUCUCCAGUCCAAAGACGUGACCCCUCGCACUGCACGGUUGUCAUGGAAACCACAUACAAAGCCUGCAGGCAGCUAUAGACUGACUUAUCAGACUGAGGGUCAAGAAGUGAAGGAAGUGGUCGUGGACGGCUCUGUGACAGAGUUCAACCUGAGCAGACUCCACCCCUCGUCCAGAUACACGGUGCAGCUCCAGGCGGAGAGCGGAGGGCCGAACACCGCCCCCCUCUCCACCCACUUCACCACCGGCACCCUGAGGUUCCCCUUCCCCACAGACUGCUCUCAGGAGCUGCUGAACGACAUCCUGACGUCAGGAGAGGUGGAUAUCUUCCCUCAGGGGAGAUCUGGGCCCCCAGUGAUGGUGUACUGUGACAUGGAGACGGACGGAGGCGGCUGGACGGUGUUCCAGAGGAGGAAGGAUGGCUCUGUGGAUUUCUUCAGAGGAUGGAAGGAGUACAUUAAAGGAUUUGGGAGUCUGAGUGGAGAGUUUUGGCUGGGACUGGACAACCUCUACAACCUGACCUCCAUGACCAAGAUGACCCUGAGAGUCGACCUGCGAGACGAAGACGAGGCCGUGUUCGCCAAAUACUCCACCUUCGAGCUGGUGAAGAGGAACUACAAACUCAUCGUGGGCGGAUACAGCGGCACUGCAGGGGACUCUCUCAGUUAUCACAGCCAGCGGAUCUUCUCCACCAAAGACCGGGAUCUGGCGUCCUCCAUCACCCGCUGUGCCAUGUCCUACCGAGGAGGCUGGUGGUACAAGAACUGCCACAAGGCCAACCUCAACGGGGUCUACGGAAAGGACAUCAAUCACCAGGGUGUGAUCUGGACCACCUGGAAAGGAAAAGAGUUUUCCAUCGCGUUUGCUGAGAUGAAGAUGAGGCCAGCGGCCUUCAGUCCUCCAAACAGAGGCUGAGGACGAGAACGAUCCUAAUGAAAUAAUGAACUGCUUACCAUGAUGCUUGAUGGACAGCAGUGUGUACAUACAUGUGCAAACACACGUGUGUGUUCAAACACUCGAUUUAGCCUCGCUCUGGCCUCAGAGGAGACAAAGACGUAUUUCAUUUGUAUAGAGGUCAUUUAUCAGUAUGUUAGUGUAGGUUGUACAGGUUUUAUCUUUUCAAAGCAGGGCUUCUCUAACUGUCUCUACAUGUACAUUUAAAGUGUCAGUUUACCCAAAAUACAACAACAAAUAUGUUACCGUUCAAAAGUUUGAAUCUCCUACCAAAAACACAUGAUUUGGUCCAGUCAUAUCUGAGAAGAUAUGUACGCUGUCCAAUAGUUCAAGCAGACAAUGAAAAUGGGGAUCAGAAAAGAAAACGGGGUAUUUGGAGUGCCUUCAAUCUCAUAAACUGCGAUAUAAGACAACCCAGUCCGUUUUGGGGGGCUACGGGUCAGAUAACAUGGGAUUUAAGCCAUUCAGAUUUGGCGCCCCUUUCCAUGUUACAUGCAGGCCUAUUAGACUAUAAUAAUGUGUUUUAUGCACAUUAAAGCUGCAGUUGCCAACGUACUUUUCGCAUCUUUUUUAUAAUACCCUCUCAGCAUAUUGUAAUUCAAGUGGUCUGAGAGAAAACUUGACCCCUGCACCUCCUCAUUGCUCUGUUUUUUUAGGAUUUAGAAAAUCUUACCUGAGACUUAAGCUAACCAAAGGCUAUUUUAUGGAGGCAAGCAGAGUUUCUGCUUGCUCUUCUACAUAUACAUAAUGUCUGUCCACAUCCCUUAGUGAAAGGCUAUGCAGCUAGUGAUGGAGAGAAUAUGACUGCUGUCGUGACUCGUGAGCUAACGUUAACGUCAAGGCUAAGUUACAGAUGCUACGGGUUAGCAUCAGGUUAAACUUUAAGCAACAUUUGUUCUACAUCUCAGUUUGUCAUCUUAAAAGGGCUCUUCAGCGCCACACGUUUUCAAAGAACACAGACAUCUGGAUCACAUCAGCAUGUGACGGAUGAUGUUUGAAAUGAAUGAUAAGUACGCACGGAGAGUGCCAGGAGAAGGUCUGUAUGGUUGAGCACGAAUGAGUCCAUACACAGAAAUGAGUUAGCAUUAUACCAGAUGCAGUUCCUUUUUCUUGAAGUCAACAGUUUUUAUGUUUUUGGUUCGAUGCUUGAAAUAAGGUCAGCGGUUAACACAAGCUUUACAUUUUGUAAACAAACAUUAGCCGCCUUUAGCUUAGCGGUGGUAACGUGAAAU
Gymnodraco acuticeps is the source of this 8891-nucleotide messenger RNA. RefSeq names its product tenascin. NCBI's taxonomy places the organism in Eukaryota, Metazoa, Chordata, Actinopteri, Perciformes, Bathydraconidae. The transcript is spliced from 22 exons. Bases 853 to 7620 code for a protein of 2255 amino acids. Gene Ontology annotation, molecular function: protein binding. The record is from RefSeq and is a predicted model, not a curated record.